Messenger RNA from Macadamia integrifolia, 899 nucleotides. RefSeq names its product protein disulfide isomerase-like 5-1. The record is from RefSeq and is a predicted model, not a curated record. Gene Ontology annotation, molecular function: protein disulfide isomerase activity. Lineage: Eukaryota; Viridiplantae; Streptophyta; Magnoliopsida; Proteales; Proteaceae. Gene Ontology annotation, biological process: protein folding. The coding region runs from base 126 to 548 and encodes 140 amino acids. Gene Ontology annotation, cellular component: endoplasmic reticulum. The transcript is spliced from 5 exons.
UUUCUAGAACAGAAACAUUACCGAACAAACCCUUGCACUGUGUUAAGAGUAACUCGUACUCGGAAAAUCUAAACAGAGAUCGGCGAUUGUAUCUUCAACGGAGAAAAGAGAUUUAGGUAAGCGCCAUGAAAGGCCUUCUUAUUCUCUUCUGUCUUGUUCUCCCUCUGUGUGGUUUUACAGCUACAAGAGCUGAAGUGAUAACGCUAACAGCGGAUACCUUCUCCGACAAGGUGAAGGAGAAGGAUAUUGUGUGGUUUGUGCAAUUCUGUGUUCCUUGGUGUAAACAUUGCAAGAAUUUGGGUUCAUUGUGGGAGGGCCUAGGAAGGGCCAUGGAAGGGGAAGAUGCAAUAGAGAUAGGACAAGUUGACUGCUCCACAAGCAAACCAGUUUGUACCAAAGUGGACAUCCAUUCAUAUCCUACAUUCAAGCUCUUUUAUGAUGGAGAAGAAGUUGCAAAAUAUCAGGGCUCUAGGGAUGUUGAGUCUCUGAAAACAUUUGUGUUAGAAGCAGCGGAGAAAGCACAGCUGGAUAGUGAUAAAGAGUUGUAAUGAUCUGCAAGAAUUCCUGCUGGACCAAGGAGUGCCUGUAUUCCUCUUCUAUGGAAAUGUAUCUUUCAAGGUGUGUCGGCAACUUUAACCUGGAUGAGAGAGACAAGGACGAUCAAACUGACACUUCGAUUUGUUAUGCCUGACAAAGAUUACCAGAUUGUAACUUGACCAGUUCGUAAGCAACAUACAAUUAGAGAGGGUUAUGUUUCAGCAUCAGCAGAGACUUCAAUGCUCAUUUUUACAUGUGACUAACAUGUAUUUGACAGGUCAGAUUGACUUCAUUGAGUGUCAAUCUUAUACGCUUGCCCAAUUUUCUUAUAUUAAGCGCUAAGUAUUGUUGGAAAGCUUCAA